AUUGGUUUUGUAUCUGCGCAGUGUUUCAAGGAUAUCAUAUCUAUACAUAAACCUGAACUAUGGUUUAAACUGUUAGUAAGAAUAUAGAUAGUUAGACGGGAGAACCUAGAGUUACAGUUGGGUGACAAACACCAUGGCACUUCAUCAACGUCUCAAGCCGUGGCAGAACUUAUUACUUGGAAUCUUUUGUUUCCCUCUGCUGCCGUUCUACCUGUGUAUCUACUGUCUAUGCUUCAGAAAAAGUAAGAAGGAGAAAGAUUUGGAGGAAGGAAAUCACAAUUCUGGUUAUACAGAAAAUGCAGGGAAUGUUCCACAAGAUACAAGCAUCAGGUUAUCAUUUCAUAACAAAGGUUACAGAAAUGAUGCAGAAACCAGAAGACAGGACAACAAUAUCAGCUCAUCAUUCACUAACAAAGGAUUUCAGAACAAUGAUGAGGAUAUAGCGAAUGUGAAAUGUCAUCAAAAUGCUGGCUUUGAGAAUGAUGAGAAAAACGGACAGAUGAAGCGUGAUAGACGUGAAGAAGUGAAGGAUGACAGUGGCCUUCAAGACAGAAAAAAGCCAAAAGUCAAACAUUCUGGAAAAUUUGAUUAUCUCUGGGACAGGUCAAACCUGAAGUCUCUGGUGAUUGACUUAAAGGACUUUGAGGAACUGGAUCGUUUUGCUUCCAAGGUAGAUUACAAGGGGACACUUGAACAAUUCGUGAAAGAACUUAUAAGUGUGACUAAGACAGACUUGGAGAAAACAAGAGCUGCCUGGAUAUGGAUAUGUCACCACAUAGAAUAUGAUGUUCAAGGUUAUAAGAAUAGAUUCGCCCAGUCUUCUAAUGCAAGUGAUGUCUUUCGCACACGAAAAGCAGUCUGCGCUGGAUAUUCAUCAUUGUUUCAACAUAUAUGCAGUCUUUCUGGGGUACAGUGUAAGAAAGUCAGCGGAUACUCUAAGGGUGCCGGAUAUCAAGUAGGAAAGAUAACCUCUGGUGAUUCAGAUCAUGCCUGGAACAUGGUGUAUCUGGAAGGUCGAUGGCACCUACUGGACAGCACAUGGGGAGCUGGUACAGUUAACAUGAAAAUAAACAAGUUCAAUUUUAGUUAUAAUGAAUUUUAUUUCCUUACCCAUCCUGCCCUCUUCAUAGAGGAUCAUUUCCCUGAGCUGGGAGAAUGUCAGUUACUUCAAACAGAAGUGCCUUUGGAAAUCUUUCAAAGAUCUCCACAUGUUUAUAGUGAUUUUUACAGCCUGGGAAUGGUGUCCUACCAGCCACAGACAGGAUUUAUUGAAACAGUGACGGGGAAAGUCUCUAUUGCCUUUGAGAGCUGCAAUGAUCUGAAAUUCACUUUCAACAUCAAUGAGCAUGAACGUUCUGGUAUACUGACAUUGUUAGACAAUGGAAUGAAGCUUGAUGUUUAUCCUCAACAGCCCGGUCAGCAUGUCCUAAAUAUUUUUGCCCAAAAAGAAGAUGCUGAAGAAGAAGAAUUGCAGUUGGUUAUAGAAUACAGAAUUGACUGCAAACACAUUGACAGCAGCAUGAGGAUUCCAAAGUGCAUCCAUAAUCCUGUAGGACCAAACAGGCUAACUGAAAAAGCAGGGCUUGUGAACCCUUCCCAUGCAGAUCCAGUGAUUUAUACGGAUGAUGGGUUCUUUACUAUACAUUUUAUGUUGAAGAAGAAAUUACAUUUUUUUUGUACCUUACAAUCUGAUGAAGUACAAAUGACCUCUGAAAUGGAGAACAGGCAUGUUUUUACAACAGAGAAAAAGAACAAAGUGGACAUAAAUGUUUGCCUUCCUCAGGCAGGAACCUAUGUUUUAUCAAUUUUUAUCAAGACUGAUAAUAAUGAUAAUAGUAAGUAUACGUACUUAUGCAAUUAUCUCAUUAUAUGUACCAACCCUGCAGUAGGAUGGCCAGUGUUUCCACUGACAUACUCUAACUGGGCCAAGCACUAUGAGUUGGUGCAGCCGUUAGAAGGCAUUUUACCUGCAAAUACUGAUGUUUCCUUCAAGCUUUACAUUCCUGAUGCAGCUGGAGUAUGUUUUCAAGGGCAAAAAGAUUCCCCUCUGGCCCUCUCUGACAGUAAUUACUGGGAAGGGACAUGCAGUACAGCUGAUAGACAAGAUAUCAUUGUCAUGAUCAACAAUAAUAACGAACCUAACACUUGGUAUUACUUGAUAAAAUAUGAAGUAAAAACAAACAAAACAAAGUGAUCUAACUCGAUAAAAGGUAUAACAUAAUGAUUUUUAAAUUUUACCAGCAUAGUCAUCUCCAUAUACCUUGAUCACCCAUUCUGUUGAUAUUGUCCAAGGAAUUUUACAUUCUGACCAUGUCAGCCACACCGAUGAGGCCCCUAACUUAAAAAAAGAAUGUGUGCUUAAACUGUAACUAAGCCUAAAAUAAAAAAUAAAUUGUGCCUUACUCUUCAUUUGUUGCAAUAA
Molecule: messenger RNA, 2422 nt
Organism: Rana temporaria (common frog)
Lineage: Eukaryota; Metazoa; Chordata; Amphibia; Anura; Ranidae
Product: kyphoscoliosis peptidase-like
Exons: 13
Coding region: 134-2194 (686 amino acids)
Source: RefSeq, a predicted model, not a curated record